UGCUCUGGUCUGCCUUCGGCGAUCAUCUUUAACCCUCCCAAGCACGUCAGCAUCCAGCCAGCGCGGCGCUCUGCUAGCGAGCAGCACUCUGGACUACCCCCUUCGGCUAGACGGAUGGAAAGUGAGCCCUGCGGAGGACCUGGCUCUGAAAUUCUGCCUCAAGUCACCACUGUGAACAAGGGACCCUAAAGAAUGGCCGAACCUUGGGGGAACGAGUUGGCGUCCGCAGCUGCCAGGGGGGACCUAGAGCAACUUACUAGUUUGUUGCAAAAUAAUGUAAACGUCAACGCUCAAAAUGGAUUUGGGAGAACUGCGCUGCAGGUCAUGAAACUUGGAAAUCCAGAGAUUGCCAGGAGACUUCUCCUCAGAGGUGCUAAUCCCAAUUUGAAAGACCGAACUGGUUUUGCUGUCAUUCACGAUGCUGCCAGAGCAGGUUUCCUGGACACUGUACAGGCUUUGCUGGAGUUCCAAGCUGAUGUUAACAUUGAAGAUAAUGAAGGGAACCUGCCCUUGCACCUGGCUGCCAAAGAAGGCCACCUCCCCGUGGUGGAGUUCCUUAUGAAGCACACAGCCUGCAAUGUGGGGCAUCGGAACCAUAAGGGGGACACCGCCUUCGACUUGGCCAGGUUCUAUGGAAGAAAUGAGGUCAUUAGCCUGAUGGAGGCAAAUGGGGCAGGGGAAGCCGGGAGCCUGCAGUGAGUGUGGGGGUCUCCCACUGCCUUCACUUUGUCCAUAGUCGGUUGGCUGUCCUGUUUUACUAUCACUCAUUAAAAUAUAGGGUUUCGUUUUGCUUUGUUUUUAUAUUUUAAGCAGCUAGUCAAAUCCUUCGAAACUGCCUAAGUGGAAAUCUUACUACAAGUUUAUGAAAUAUUUAAACAUCUUUUUUCACUGUCAAAAUUCUGAUUUCUAACAUGUAAUAGCCAUGCCUUUCUUCUGGAUAUUUUAUCUUUGAUUUUUUUUUUUUUUCUUUGCUUACCCUUUGCCAUUCUCAAUGUCUGACUUGGAGACUUUGUUUUAAAAAUUAUUUGUCCUGAUGCAUCUUUUGCCUAAUUAAAGCACAGUUUUUCAGAAGAGGA
This is a messenger RNA of Apodemus sylvaticus (European woodmouse), 1076 nucleotides long. RefSeq names its product cyclin dependent kinase inhibitor 2C (gene Cdkn2c). The record is from RefSeq and is a predicted model, not a curated record. The transcript has 3 exons. Gene Ontology annotation, biological process: regulation of cyclin-dependent protein serine/threonine kinase activity; negative regulation of cell population proliferation. The coding region runs from base 193 to 699 and encodes 168 amino acids. Gene Ontology annotation, molecular function: protein kinase binding; cyclin-dependent protein serine/threonine kinase inhibitor activity. Gene Ontology annotation, cellular component: nucleus. NCBI's taxonomy places the organism in Eukaryota, Metazoa, Chordata, Mammalia, Rodentia, Muridae.